AACGAGGGGAAGGAGUGAGUGAGUGUGUGUGUGAAGGAGUAAGAAAGAACGAGGAAAAGAGGGAGUGUGUGUACAUGUACUGGAGGAGAAGACAGUGUUAAGUUAGGAUUUAAAAGAAACGGAAUUGUUUUUUUUUUAGUGUGAGUGGAAAGAGAGAGAAAGAAAAAAAAAACCCACAUCAGGCAGUGUGAAAGAGCGGCGCGCCAACGGGAGUGAAGAUUUUCGCUUAUUUUGUGUUUUUUUUGGAGCUGUUAGAAUAAAAAAAGAGGGACGCGGGUUGUUAAGUGACGCUGAUCUGAUGAUCAUGACGGCAGCUGUCGAUAUGAAACCGACGUUAACAAUCAUAAAGGCUGAAAAAAUGGACGAAGUGCAGCCAGUGUCAUCUUAUCCAAGGCCUGCCUUCUUUCUCUCCAGUGGAGAUCCGGAGUGUGGAGACGUCCCCCUCCUGACUCCAGGAAGUAAAGAGAUGAUGUCCCAGGCUUUGAAAGCCACCUUCAGCGGCUUCACAAAGGAGCAGCAGCGGCUGGGUAUUCCCAAAGAUCCCAGACAGUGGACAGAAAACAAUGUGGCAGAGUGGCUAACUUGGACAGUUAAUGAGUUCAGUCUGAAGAAUGUUGACUUUGAUAAAUUCUGCAUGAAUGGAGCAAACCUUUGUGCGAUGGGGAAGGAACGCUUCCUGGACUUAGCACCCGACUUUGUGGGUGACAUCCUUUGGGAACAUUUAGAAAUGCUUCAGAAAGAGGAUACAAAGCAUUACUCCAUCAAUGGACUGACCUCCAACUUCCAGGAAUCCCGUUAUACCUCAGACUACUUUGUCAGCUAUGGUGUUGAGCAUGCUCAAUGUGUCCCUCCUUCUGAAUACUCAGAGCCCGGCUUCAUCACAGAGUCUUACCAGACGCUUCAUCCCAUCAGCUCCGAGGAACUGCUGACGCUCAAGUACGAGAGCGACUACCCCGCCGUCAUCCUGCGGGACACGCCCCUCAACCCGCUGCAGGGGGACUACUUUUCCGUCAAGCAGGAGGUGGUAUCCCCCGACAACAUGUGUGUGGGACGCCUCAGCAGAGGUAAGCUCGGUGGUCAGGAUUCAUUCGAGAGCAUUGAGAGCUUCGAGAGCUGUGACCGACUGACCCAGUCAUGGAGCAGCCAGUCUUCAUUCAGCAGCCUGCAGCGGGUACCGUCAUACGACAGCUUCGACUCGGAAGACUACCCCACCGCCUUGCACGGCCACAAGCCCAAGGGCACGUUCAAAGACUAUGUGAGGGAGCGCUCAGACCUCAGCAAGGAUAAGCCCGUCAUCCCAGCAGCAGCACUGGCAGGAUAUACAGGCAGUGGUCCCAUCCAGCUGUGGCAGUUUCUUCUGGAGCUGCUGACCGACAAGUCUUGCCAGUCCUUCAUCAGCUGGACAGGCGACGGCUGGGAGUUCAAGCUCUCUGACCCAGAUGAGGUUGCCCGGAGGUGGGGAAAGAGGAAAAACAAGCCCAAGAUGAACUAUGAAAAGCUGAGCCGCGGCCUGCGUUACUACUACGACAAGAACAUCAUCCACAAGACGUCAGGGAAACGCUACGUCUACCGCUUUGUCUGUGACUUAAAAAGCCUGCUGGGCUACACUCCUGAGGAGCUCCAUGCAAUGUUGGACGUAAAGCCAGACACAGACGAGUGAAGCAGAGAAAGAAGGCGGCGAAGACAGGAAUUCAAGACGCCACAUUGACUGUGGCUCAUAAAGUGGUCUUAACUGUUUGAUAGAGUCAGUACACCGUUUUUCUUUUGGGGACCAAAAAAUGUUUUGAGUGAAUAAUUGUGGUCUUUAUCAACUUCAAGCUCCUGUGUCUCAGGACCACGUUUUAAGAAAGAAGGCCCCCAUGCCAAAGGCCUGUAAUCAUACCCUGUUGCAUUUGAGGUGUGUGUGUGUGCGCGCAUGUACGUGUGUGUGUGUGAGUGAGUGAGUAUGUGUGAUUAUGUGCUGGUAUAAUUUAGCAGUUCAAGGCAGAUGGAGCGCUGUGGGGUGGAACUCAGGUUCUGUUCCAGUCCUGAGUAGCACAGCAGGGAGAGAAAGUGACCAAGAAGGAGAGUCUAAGGAAAACAUGAGACAAAGAGCAAAAAUAAAAUUGUUCAUUAUAUCGCUGGGGUAAACAGAGAGCAGGUAGGAAGAUCUUAUAUUUAAAAAAAAAAAAAAGGUUGCCAAAUGUAAAAUUGGUAUAGAGGAAAGUGUAGUGUUGGCAAUCCCCCGCUGUUUCUCUUUUUAGCAAAGUGAGAUUUUUCAGCUUGGACCAAAAAAGUGUUUUUUUUUGUUUUUUUUUAUAGGAGCAUAUGAUUGUGCCAGUAUUAUAUUAUAAACAUUGAGAACACACAAUGUUAACAGGCAAAUAUCGGAAUGAGUGUUUUUUUUUUUCUUAUUUUGUUAAUGAAGGUAUACCAGUGGAACCAAAACACAAGUUGCCAAGUUGCCAAGUUCAACCGUUCUCGAGGAGACCUUUAAGUGAAAAAUGUGCUGAUUGGUUAUCAGACCAACACUAGAGACACUGGCCCUGCUCUUUGUCAGGUGUGAAGGACCCCGGUGAGAUGACUCAUACCCAGACUGUCUGAUAGACACACAACUGAAAGUAGCCGUUGUGUUUUUGAAACUGACGCUUUUACCUUUACAUGUUUUUCCACCUUGAUAGAGACGCAUAUUGUGACUGAAACAUAUGCAUUUUUUUUGCAUAUACCACCAGUAUUAGCAAACUGUAGACAAUCUAUGUGGGGGAGGGGGGGGGGGGAAUUCAGGAGUCUUUGGCGAGUAUUUGUUUCAUGUGCAGAUUAUUAUGCAUCACUUUUGUCAGUUCACUGUCCAUGUUUGUGUUGCUUUUAAAGUGUUUGAAUAGUCUUAAGUCUGUCUGAAUACAUAUAUCAUAAACUCAAAGGAGUCAAAGGAGUCAUUUUACUAAGUCCUAAGAAUGUCAGCUUUUUUUUACAUUUUUUCAUGCCAUGCAUUUUGGUCACAGAGCAGCUGCAGUGUAAUAUGGCAGUGUAGAGUAGGGCAAACAGUGGGAAGAUGUUGGAAGAUGUUGACUAGAUAGAUAUGACUGUGGAGUCUUGUUGAUUCUGCAGGUGAGGAUCACUCGCGAGGUCUGACACAGAAGAAUGACUGAAAGAAACGAUGCAAGUUGGCACUGCUUGAAGGUUUCAUAUGAAAAUGGUUUUCUGAUGCAAAUGUAAUUACGGUUAAAUAGAAACAUCAAGGACUAGUGGCAGACAUUGGUAUGACAUGUUCGAGGUGUAUUCAGUGAAUUGUUGGUAACUUGUACAGCUUGCUCAGAAGACAUGCACACAGAUGCACUGGUUACAAUCUGAAGCAUUACACUCGGCUGCAGUUUCCUCCCAACAGUGGGAAAAGUUGGCUGCACACUGGCCUUUUGGGAAAUGCCAAAGUGGAAUAUCAUCUUAGAAUACAAUGUUAUUGUUUACAGUGAAUGUUACCCAUAUGGAUGAAAAUAGCGUUUGAGAUGUCUAUUUGUACAGAUUGUAUUUCAUAAUGCUUUAUUGAGAACCGGAUUACACAAAUAAGCAAGAGACAAAGCAGGAAUAAUAACCAAAACCCCAUGUGAGGUCUUUGGUCAUGGUGCUGUUUCGGUAUCGUCCGCAGCAUCAGAACACAGGGACCAGGAAUCUCUCUCAUUUUAUUUUUUUUGAAAGUGUUGACUUUUCUUUUCAUCUUUUGUUCACAUUAAAAAGCACAUGGCAUGAGGACACUGGGUGACCAUUUUUUUAAGCAAUGACUCAAAAAAAAAACCCUCACCGUUCUUGUCAUCUGACAAAAUAAGAGAAAUCCAUUCAUGAGUUAGUUAUAAGCUGCACUGUCCUUUCCAUUCCUUUCUGCUUGUUUUGUUUUCUUCAGGUUCUGUCAGUGUCGUAUGCUUCAGAGAGCUUUACUGAUUUUUUUAAAAACAUGCUAGUAAAGGUUGUCAGUAUACAAAGGUCAGAAUAUUUUUAUGUUUGGCUUCAUACAGUUAAUGUGGCUUUAAAAAGAUCUGUUACCGAAAAUGUUAAUAUUUGAAAAGUUAUUUUGUCAGGAAAAUGUACUAUUGUUAAAAAGUCACAGAUUACAAUCUACUGCAGGUCUGAUGUAUUACUGAACCUUAGUCGGGCAAAUGUAUACAAACAGGUAGUUUGUGGCAUAUACAUAUCUCAGAAUGGAUUCAGAAGGAAAACUUUUUUUUUUUGUAUAUUUUAUAGUGUCUUUGUAUUUUUGUUAUGAGAUCAUUUUUAUUGUAUUUAGUUCACGAACAUUUUGAAUAUUUUUCAAUAAUUUAUAUUUUAUAAAAGACAAGAGUCGCAGACAGCUGGUGCUUACAUGGGAAUUUAAAAAAAAGGUAGCGCAGGACAAAAUAAUGUAGCAAUUUUUUUUUUUUUUUUUUUGUUUCUGUUUUUUAUUUUUUAUUAUUUUUGAUACAGAAAAUAGACCUGUCUGCUCGAGAGAGAGAACAAAAGGCUGAUGCUGGCCCAUCAAUGAUUUCUGCUGGAAAGGUUUUAUAAACUGUAGCUUCUAUUUCUAAAAUGUACUUAAUGUACUUCAAAAUGUUAUAAAAUAUAUGUGAACAAAGA
Molecule: messenger RNA, 4581 nt
Organism: Labrus mixtus (cuckoo wrasse)
Lineage: Eukaryota; Metazoa; Chordata; Actinopteri; Labriformes; Labridae
Gene: ets1
Product: v-ets avian erythroblastosis virus E26 oncogene homolog 1
Exons: 9
Coding region: 299-1660 (453 amino acids)
Biological process (GO): regulation of transcription by RNA polymerase II; cell differentiation
Cellular component (GO): nucleus
Molecular function (GO): sequence-specific DNA binding; DNA-binding transcription factor activity, RNA polymerase II-specific
Source: RefSeq, a predicted model, not a curated record